ACUACAGCACCAACCCACAAUUCAAUUCCCCUUCAAAAUUUAUACAACUCAAUCUCAAACCAAAGACUUCUCCUUCCAAUUCUUCUUCUAUAUAUCGUGUCCUCGACUACAUAUAUAGUUAUUUCUUGCUUUUGCAUAUUUGAGCUUCGAAACAACAUUAUUUACAGAUUGUUCAAUACAUACUUACCAAAAUGAGAUUGUUGUCUAGGAAAGCCACGUGUAAUACUCAUGGGCAAGAUUCCUCUUACUUCCUAGGAUGGCAGGAAUACGAGAAGAACCCAUACGAUGAGAUCAAGAAUCCAACAGGCAUCAUUCAGAUGGGUCUUGCAGAGAAUCAGCUCUCUUUUGAUCUUCUCGAGUCAUGGCUGGCUAAGAACCCGGACGCAGCUGGGUUCAAAAAAGAUGGACAGUCCAUAUUUAGAGAGCUUGCUCUUUUCCAAGAUUAUCAUGGCCUUCCUGAGUUCAAGAAAGCAUUGGUAGAAUUCAUGGCAGAAAUAAGAGGCAACAAAGUAAGCUUUGAUCAAAACAAAAUAGUACUCACUGCCGGUGCAACUUCGGCGAAUGAGACACUCAUGUUCUGCCUUGCUGAGCCAGGAGAGGCCUUCCUUCUUCCCACUCCAUACUACCCAGGAUUUGAUAGAGAUCUCAAGUGGAGAACUGGGGUUGAGAUUGUACCAAUUCAGUGUACAAGUUCAAAUGGCUUCCAAAUCACUGCACCAGCCCUUGAAGAAGCCUUUCAAGAAGCACAAAAGCGAAACCUACGGGUUAAGGGUGUCUUGGUCACAAACCCCUCAAACCCUUUGGGAACUACAAUGACCGGCAAUGAAUUGAAUCUUCUUUUAAGCUUUGUUACCGAGAAGGGCAUUCAUCUCAUAAGCGAUGAGAUUUAUUCGGGUACAGUUUUUAGCUCUCCGGGAUUUGUAAGUAUCUUAGAAGUUUUGAAGGAUAGGAAAUGUGAGAAUAGUCAAGUUUGGAAUCGAGUUCAUAUUGUCUAUAGUCUAUCAAAGGAUCUUGGUCUCCCUGGUUUUAGAGUUGGUGCAAUUUACUCCAACGAUGACAUGGUUGUAUCAGCAGCAACCAAAAUGUCUAGCUUUGGUUUAGUGUCUUCUCAAACUCAAUAUCUUCUCUCUGCUCUACUCUCUGACAAAAAGUUUACGAGGAAUUAUAUCUCGGAGAAUCAAAAGAGGCUUAAACAACGUCAAAAAUUGCUGGUAAAGGGCCUUGAAAAGGCUGGAAUCAGCUGCCUGAAGAGCAAUGCUGGCUUGUUUUGUUGGGUUAACAUGAAGCAUCUCUUGAGUUCUAACACAUUUACAGAAGAAAUGGAACUUUGGAAAAAGAUUGUUCAUGAAGUUAAGCUAAAUAUCUCUCCUGGUUCUUCCUGUCAUUGUACCGAGCCAGGGUGGUUUCGAGUAUGCUUCGCUAACAUGUCUAAAGAAACAUUAAGCCUUGCUAUCCAACGAUUGAAGUCAUUUGUGGAGUCGAUGAAAAAUCAAAGCCAUCACCAAAUGCUGAAAAGCUCAAGAAGAAAGUUCCUCACCAAGUGGGUUUUCCGACUAUCGUUUGAUCAUGAUCACCGCGAGCCUGAGGAGCGAUAGUCUGGUAAUUAUGUCAAAUGUGAACGUAAUUAAAAACAGAGUAGUUCUUAUCCAUUUAAUUUUUUUCACACCAAAAAUAUAUUUUUGGUUGAUAAGUUUUUCUCAAUUCUUCUUUUGAAUUGUAGAAAGCGCACUCGAUCCCUGCGGGAUUUGGAGUGGCUCUAAGCUAGAUUUGUUUCCUAAAACCUCGUGUCCCUUGCAAAAAAUUCUUCUAUUAAAGGAUAUGCUAAUGUGAUUAA
Populus nigra (black poplar) is the source of this 1834-nucleotide messenger RNA. Its product is annotated as 1-aminocyclopropane-1-carboxylate synthase-like. Gene Ontology annotation, biological process: amino acid metabolic process; biosynthetic process. Bases 192 to 1595 code for a protein of 467 amino acids. Gene Ontology annotation, molecular function: pyridoxal phosphate binding; transaminase activity; 1-aminocyclopropane-1-carboxylate synthase activity. The transcript is spliced from 4 exons. The record is from RefSeq and is a predicted model, not a curated record. NCBI's taxonomy places the organism in Eukaryota, Viridiplantae, Streptophyta, Magnoliopsida, Malpighiales, Salicaceae.